GCCCAGAGAAGUUGUCUUUGGAAGACACUCCUGAUUCAAACCUCGCGCGCGCAUUUCUUGCUUUUCUUUUUAUUGACUUUCGACUUCUUACGGGUGCCGGUUUAUGUUGAAAUAUCAAAUCACGAAAUUAGGAUCUAAUGAAAUAUUUGAUAUUUUCUGUACUGUGCUAUCCUCCUAUAUAAGGAAAACGACGAAUGUGUGCAUGUUUAUAUAGAGUAAACUUGUUUUAAGAUGAUAGUGAAUGAAAUAAAUAUAAUUGAUGCGUAUAAAAAUAUCUGUUAAUCUGUAACCAAUGCUACUUUUUGUUAUUCAAUGUGAAAAGUGUAACUUUGCUUAGAAGUGAAAUCUAGUUCAAUUUUGCGCAACUGGAGUUUACCAAAAACCUACAAAAACCUAAACCUACACAUUUAUAAGUUUGGCGAUUCGAACCAAACCACUUUCGACAAAAAAACGUGUCAUCUGGGUGACGUGUGAGCAGUUUAGAAGUGAAUUUGAAUGACAAAACGUCAUCAGUGUCGUCGAAUUACGCACAUGUGCUUACACGCAAAUAAAAAUAUUCAUUGAUAAGAGAACUACAAAACAUCAAAAGAACUGCUUGGUUGAAAGUAUUCUACGCAGAGAAAAGUUCCAAAAAGUUGCAAAUAAUGGCUCUUUUGGAAAGCAAUAACAUAGAUGCCACCUCAGAAUUCAGUCGAACUGAAUUCGAAGCCGGACACCGAGAACACCACUAAGAAGAUUCAAAAUGGUAAUGCAAACACGACUGCGAAGAAUGUGGAGCCUCCGACGACAUCAGUUAUCGUUCCCCCCGACGGUGGAUGGGGGUGGGUAGUGAUGAUAGCAUCAUUCCUGUGUAAUACUGUCGUUGAUGGUAUUGUGUUUAGCGCUGGUAUGUUCCAAGAUCCAAUUCGACUUGAUUUUGGUGUUGGAAAAGCUGAGGUUGCCCUAGUUAGCUCUCUGCUGAGUGGAUUCUAUCUGAUCACUGGACCAUUUGUCAGCGCUUUGGCUAAUCGAUGGGGAUUUCGCCCUGUUACUAUCCUUGGUGCCGUAAUAGCAUCUAUCGGCUUUGCAUUAUCCUAUUUUGGCAACAGUCUUGGAUAUUUGUACAUUACCUAUGGUGUUAUUGGAGGAAUAGGAUUCUGCUUUAUUUAUGUGCCAUCUGUGAUUACCGUUGGGUAUUAUUUUGAGAAGUGGCGUGCACUGGCAACUGGAAUCGCUCUUUGUGGUUCAGGAGUGGGUACAUUUGUAUUCGCUCCACUCAGCUCAAUGCUAAUUAAUCAGUUUGGAUGGAAAGGAGCUCUCUUGGCUCAAUCCGGAAUCAUACUGUUAUGUGCUGUGUUUGGAUGCAUGUUCAGGCCGCUGCAGCCAGUACAGGUAACUAUCACUAAGGAUGAGCAUACUCCCGCAGAGAAGGGAACUUUGUUGGGCGAAGGAUUGCCUGUAGUAUAUACUAAAUCACUGCCAGAAGGCCGAUUUGCUUAUUCUGUACCGAAUAGUUCCCACAGUACGUGGAUGGGUGCGAGUCCCAAUACUCAAUAUCCAACUGCUGCUGAAGUAUUUCGAGGUAGUGGCCAUAAUUUGGAACGAAGACCAUCGAAUCAUUCUGGUUUAUUGACGAAUGAAAAUUUUCAAACUACAACAAAGAAACUUGAACAACUUUCGAAAAUGCAAAAGAAACUCUCAGGACAACUAACACCAGAAGACACAAUACACGCUCCCAGAUUCCCGCUUCCUCACCAUGAACUAAAUACUGUCGGAGAAGCCGCUGAGGAAGAAGAAAUUGAAAAUGGUACAUUGUUACCUGGCGAACAGAAGGCAGUUCCUAUUGUUACAUCAACGGCGACUCGUCAGCGAAGUCAGACUGUAUCUGGUCGAAGGACAAACGACUCGGGACCAGGAUCUCGUCAAGGUAGCCGUCGUGGAACUUUGACUGACGGAACCCGUCCGAUGUAUCGAGACGACAUUUUUUUCACUGGAUCUCUUGUACGCAUACCGCAGUAUCAAUCGCAUACUUCUCUAGGAUAUCACAUGUCUGUUACACGUCUGCCAACGCAAAAUGAUGUCGAAGAGGAUGAGGAUCAGACAUGUAAAGUAUGUCCAGAAGCAGUCAGACGUACGUUAGCCACCAUGUUAGAUAUGACACUAUUAAGAUCUCCUUCUUUCAUGCUGCUUGCCAUUAGUGGAUUUUUCACCAUGAUGGGAUUCUUUGUACCUUUUAUGUACAUCACCCAGAGAGCUGUUUCGGGUGGCAUGGAUCCUCAAAUUGCUCUGUUCAUCGUUUCAGCCAUAGGUAUAUCGAAUACAAUUGCUAGGAUUGUGUGUGGAUUUUUGAGCUCAUUCAAAAGCGUUAAUGCUUUACAUCUUAACAAUGUUGCAAUCACGAUGGGAGGAAUCGCUACAAUGCUAAGUGGAAUGUAUAUCAAUGAAGCUUUCCAAUUCACAUACGCUGGUAUUUUCGGAAUUGCAAUAGCAUGCUUUUCGGCGCUUCGUUCAAUCCUGGUUGUCGAUUUGAUGGGCUUAGAAAAACUUACCAAUGCAUUUGGUAUUUUAUGUUUAUUCCAAGGCUUAGCAGCAGCAAUUGGUGCACCUAUUGCAGGUUUUUUCACCGAUCUUACCGGAAGUUAUAAUGUAUCAUUCUAUAUUAGUGGAGCUCUAAUUACGAUUUCAGCAAUUCUUUGCUAUCCAUUGAGCUACGUCAAUAAAUGGGAGAAAAACCGAGCAGCAAAGAAAUCUUUAGCAACUGUGUAAAAAACAAGUUCGCCAAACUGAAGACGCAUUCGCAUAGAAAGUUUGUGAUGAUUCUGAAUUUCUAAUCUGCACUUCAAUCAACUGAACAAUGAUUUUUACAUUUUUAUGUGUACCUAGGAGUAAUAUCGGGUCCGAAGUACUUAUCAAAUGAAAUAAGAAUGCCAGUUAUUGUAUCCACAGAACACAUCCGUACAAUUUCGUACAUUACAAGAUUGACAGUGCUUUGUUAUAAUAAUUAUUUUUACACGCUAAGAGAAAUCGCUUUAAAUUUCAUAGACUCAUAGACUGUUACGUAAGCAAGAAUAUAUGUAAUUCGAAUGCUACAUUAAGUGAAACUAAACAUUGUUAAUUCAAACAUAUGUCACAGCUAAUGAUGAUAUACAGCAAUUGUGGUGCUGAAACAUUUUUGUUUGAGAUUUACUAUUUAUUUAAUAGCUUUAAUAAUAAUAGUUUUCAUUGGGGCUUACACAAAUACUUUUGUUGCCUUCUAAAGGUAUUCUUAUACUGAAGUAUCUGUGUCAACCCUAAUCUUCACGAAUAAAUAAUAAUGUGCCAUGCGUAUGGCACUACAAUUAUAUUUUGCUUCAAAAUUUUCAAGAACAGUUCCUAGUUUUGGAAUAAGGUUUUUAGUACAGUUCAUAAAACGCGGUUCUUCUCACCACAACAGCUGGUCUUUUCAAAUACAUAUUUUUCCGUUCUGCUGCUUCAUAUUUAGAACCACAUUUCUGUGAUGUCAGCAUAUGUACAUAGAUAAUUGGUUUAUAUAUUUGAUGAUAUUAUAAAAUAAAAUAUUAAUUAAUAAACAUAUUUACAAAUAGGUCAAGAUAAUCCUAAGAUAACAAA
This is a messenger RNA of Malaya genurostris, 3588 nucleotides long. RefSeq names its product monocarboxylate transporter 12. Gene Ontology annotation, biological process: transmembrane transport; monocarboxylic acid transport. NCBI's taxonomy places the organism in Eukaryota, Metazoa, Arthropoda, Insecta, Diptera, Culicidae. The transcript is spliced from 7 exons. The record is from RefSeq and is a predicted model, not a curated record. Gene Ontology annotation, molecular function: monocarboxylic acid transmembrane transporter activity. Bases 673 to 2745 code for a protein of 690 amino acids.